Molecule: messenger RNA, 882 nt
Organism: Aplysia californica (California sea hare)
Lineage: Eukaryota; Metazoa; Mollusca; Gastropoda; Aplysiida; Aplysiidae
Product: solute carrier family 22 member 5
Source: RefSeq, a predicted model, not a curated record
GUGUAUGGGUGUCGCUAUAACAGUGGCUUCUGCCUCCGGUGGAGCCAUGCUCUCCAGCGCUUUUACUUUCCUUGAGCAGUACCACUACACUGUGCCUUUUGUGGUGUAUGGAGCUAUGAUGGCAAGUAUCGGUGUAGCCGGCCUCAUUUUCCCUGAGACCAUCAGAAGACCUCUGAAAAAUGUCCAGCAAUGUCGUCACCGGAAAAUCCCGCUGAUGGAAGGCGCACGCCUCGUGGGCAGACCGCCAAAUCUCUGGGAUGCUGUUUGAGGCGGGAGUUAAGGCAAUACGUUGAAGCUACUGAUUUGUUGUGAUACUUUAAUUUAUGUUAUUCUAGUGAUAACGGCGAACGAAGAAGGGAAUGAAGAGCUGACAACAUCAAAAGGAGAGACCUUUUUUUUAUUACUCCUCCUUUCUUUCGCCGCGUAAGUGAGCAAUGGCUGUUUUUGUUACUCAAUAAUUGUCCAAAAGAUGUAGUUGAGUCCGUUGUGCUUGAUUUGCUGUGGACUAUUUUCACAAUUUUCUCUUGUAGAUCUCGUCCAAUCUAUGGGCAAAGUGCUUUCCCUCUAGCUUGCCGACUGGGGUGUGUGUAGAAGAACACUGUCCUGUUCAUUUCUUAGAGGUAAAGUUUUAUAAUCAUGAUCUGACUCCUUAAACACGGAUAUUCGCUGAGGACAUACUUUUUAGUGUUUGCCAGCUACAUGGGCGACUGACAGAUGCUUUGGUGUGGUUUGCUCAUUCUUACAUAUCAUCAUGUCUUAUCUCUCCUCCUCCUUCUUUGUUUGUACGUUACCCUCUAGUCAAACCCCUAAUCUUAACCCUAUCUGUACACCCUGAGGUCAUUUGUACCCCCAGGGUUGUAUGCUUCACAUUUUAGAAUGCUU